Bombina bombina (fire-bellied toad) is the source of this 9119-nucleotide messenger RNA. Its product is annotated as multidrug resistance-associated protein 1-like. Gene Ontology annotation, cellular component: basolateral plasma membrane. Gene Ontology annotation, molecular function: glutathione transmembrane transporter activity; ABC-type xenobiotic transporter activity; ATP hydrolysis activity. Lineage: Eukaryota; Metazoa; Chordata; Amphibia; Anura; Bombinatoridae. The transcript has 9 exons. Gene Ontology annotation, biological process: glutathione transmembrane transport; xenobiotic transport. The record is from RefSeq and is a predicted model, not a curated record. The annotation marks the transcript as partial.
CUCACAGCUGUAGGUGUUUUUGCAGCCUCGGCUACAGUUAUUGUGGGCGGAGUUUCUGUUUCACGGCACCUUCACUCUAAGCUUCUUCACAGCAUCCUCCGAUGCCCACUGAGUUUUUUUGAAAGAACUCCAAGCGGGAACCUUACCAACCGAUUUGCCAAAGAAAUGGACACAAUUGACAACAUUGUGCCCCAGGUCUUAAUGCUGUUUAUCAUGAUGUUUCUAACUAUAGUGGAGAUUCUGUUAGUCAUUGCCAUAGCCACGCCGCUUGCUGCUAUAGCAUUCAUACCUUUGGGAUUGCUUUACUUCUUCCUGCAGAGAUUUUAUGUAGCUACUUCUCGGCAGCUGAAACGUUUGGAGUCAGUCAGCAAAUCCCCUCUCUACACACAUUUCAAUGAAACGCUACAAGGUGUGAAUGUCGUCAGAGCCUUCAGAGAGCAGGAGCGCUUCAUUCGAGAGAGCAAUUUACGUCUCAACACAAACCAAAGAUUUUAUUACUCCAGCUUUGUUGCCAACAGGUGGCUGAGCAUACGAUGUGAUCUCCUUAGUAAUUUCAUCGUUUUCACAGUAUCAGUAGUUGGGGUCUUGUUCAGAGACAGCAUCACCCCAGGACUUGUUGGCCUUGCAGUAGUAAACUCUUUACGGUUAACAGGUGUCCUAAACGCAGCUGUUCACACCGCGACUGACUUAGAAACAAACUCUGUAGCUGUUGAGAGGGUGAAGGAAUAUUGUGAUGUUGAACCAGAGGCUCCAUGGACAUCAGAUUAUGCUCCAGAACUUGAGAAUUGGCCCAGUGCUGGUAAAAUAGAUUUUCACAAUUACGGUCUUAGAUACAGAAAAGAUCUAGAUUUGUCACUGAAAAAUGUCACUGCCUGUCUGCGCCAGGGGGAAAAGGUUGGAAUAGUUGGAAGAACAGGAGCUGGGAAAUCGUCGCUAACUUUGGGUUUGUUCCGAAUUCUUGAACCCGCAAUGGGAAAAAUUUGCAUUGAUGAUAUUGAUAUUUCAACACUGGGUCUUCAUGAACUGCGAUCAAAAAUAACGAUCAUCCCUCAGGAUCCUGUUUUGUUUUCGGGAUCCCUUCGGAUGAAUCUGGACCCAUUUGAUAAUUAUUCAGAUGAAGAAAUCUGGACUUCUUUGAAAUUGGCUCACUUGAAAAACUUUGCUUCUAGCUUGCCCGGUGGAUUGGAACACAUUUGCUCGGAGGGAGGAGAGAAUUUAAGUGUCGGCCAGCGUCAGUUGGUUUGCUUGGCCCGAGCUCUGCUUCGCAAGACAAGAAUAUUAGUGUUGGAUGAAGCCACAGCUGCUGUGGACCUAGAGACAGAUGACUUCAUCCAGGCAACUAUUAGAAAGGAAUUUGAAGACUGCACUGUUAUAACAAUCGCUCAUCGACUCAACACGAUUAUGGAUUACACAAAGAUUGUGGUGUUUGACAAGGGUGAAAUUGUGGAAUUCGAUACCCCUACAAAUCUGCUUGAAAGAAAAGGACAGUUUUACUCCAUGGCCAAAGAUGCUAAUAUAAUUUAGUGGUGAUUGAAGCAGACUUCAUCGAACAGCUAAUGCUACAAGGCAAUAAUAUGUGUAAAUAAAAAAACAAACCUUUCUGAAUAAUACCAGACAUAGAGCCAAUGGGAUCAAACAACAGAUAUAGCACUCAAUUGUGUUCUGGUCUCAAAUAUCAAGAUGUGUCAAGGAAGAUUAUUCAGGACUGAUCUCACCCCCCCCUACAGAUUUGCUCUUCAGUGAUCACCUCUUCCCUUUUUAAGUGGAAACUAAUUUAAAGGGAUAUUUAAUAUGUUCUUAUAUAUAUAUAUAUAUAUAUAUAUAUAUAUAUAUAUAUAUAUAUAUAUAUAUAUAUAUAUAUAUAUAUAUAUACAUAUAUAUAUAUAUAUAUAUAUAUAUAUAUUAUAAGCACUCCAUUGCAGAUCUGCAUAAAAAAAUAAAUGUUUGCAGUCUAAGAACACACCCUUAGAAAUAAUUUUUGAAUGUGUUUAUUUUAUCCUUUUUGCUCUGAUCAGCUAGGGAGAGCUAUAAAUUAGUUCCAACACUGAUCAAAUAAUUACUGUGUAAAAUGAUGCAAAGUCAGGAUUCAUAAUAAUACAACAAAUACUCUUGCAUCACGGUGUCCGCAGUGUUCAGGUCUUAUUUACAAGUAACUUGCGCAAAAUAAUCACAGCACAAUUAAACAUUUGUGGGAUGAAAUUCUUUUAUGCCAUUAUAACAUUUUACAGUUUUAGUCUAAUUUUGGACUAAUUAAAACCCUACCUAUCAUUGGGACUAUGAAAGGCUAAAUAUCCUUUAGAUUAUAUUUGGAGCUUUUAUUAUGCACAAUGAAACCAUAAAUCUACAAUACAAACAUUACCCUAAGUUUCCUGAUACUUAGAAACAUCUGUGCCGAAAGAUAGUAGAAAAAAACAAAAGUGUAUUAAACCUGCUGUCAUCUCUGUAAAGAUUUGUAAAGAUCUCAAUUAAAGGGACAUGAGUGUUCCAUAUUCCAUGAUUUUUAGAUUGUGGUUUAUAUAUUAGAAUGUAAAUAAUAAUGCAUGAAAAUAUAGUAGGUAAAAAUAGGGAUUCAGACGUGUAAGCAUAUUUUAAUCUUGCAGCACUGGUGCUAUGUGUAAUCAUGCAUGCAGUUUAUAAAUGGACUUGUUCUUGACGAGCCAGUAAUAGUAUUAAUUGCAUUCAUUUCUAUACAAAUGUCCUCUAUUAACUUUUAGGAUGGAUUUGCAAAUCCAGUCUACGAGGCCUCUAACAAGUCAGGAUUUAAGGCUGUGGUAGUUCUAUAGGGUACAAAGUAGCCUAAUAUUUUGCUUUGCACCCAUGUUUUUUUUUUGCAUAGCCCUUAAAGGGACACUGUACCCAAUUUUUUUCUUUCAUGAUUCAGAUAGAGCAUGAAAUUUUAAGCAACUUUCUAAUUUACUCCAAUUAUCAAAUUUUCUUUAUUCUCUUGGUAUCUUUAUUUGAAAUGCAAGAAUGUAAGUUUAGAUGCCGGCCCAUUUUUGGUGAACAACCUGGGUUGUCCUUGCUGAUUGGUGGAUAAAUUCAUCCACCAAUAAAAAACUGCUGUCCAGAGUGCUGAACCAAGAAAAAAAGCUUAGGUGCCUUCUUUUUUAAAUAAAGAUAGCAAGAGAAUGUAGAAAAAUUGAUAAUAGGAGUAAAUUAGAAAGUUGCUUAAAAUUGCAUGCUCUUUCUAAAUCACGAAAGAAAAAAUUUGGGUUCAGUGUCCGUUUAAUAGCUCAUUUUGGACAUGCCUUCUGCAACAUAAUUCAUUUACUAUGAGGCCUUUGAUUGGCUGCAAUGGCAAAGCCUAUUUGUAAACACUUUACAAGGCCGAGAAAAGAGACAAAAGCAGCCAUUAGGGAGUGACAGAAAAUAAACUGAGAUCAUUAAUACACAAACACAAAAAUCCUCUCAGCUAAGUAAAUUUUAUUUUAUUUUUUUAUAUUUUCAGGAAACCUGACAUGUGAAAAUACAUGCUAAAAUAUUGACCUCUCACUACUGUUGUUUUUUAUUGUUUCCUAAUUAAAUUAAUAUAUUAUUAUUUUUAAUGUAUUUUGUUUCCAACUAGAGUGUUUGACUAGAUACAAAAUAUAAAAUAUUUACUUAGGAUUUUUUUUUAAUAUAACAAAUACUAAAUAUACAGUGCAUUGUAGCUGCAGACACUAGUUUGUUGUAUAUAAAGUGUGAGAUGAGACAGUUAGUAAUAUAAUAUAAGCAUGUGUCAAAAUUAGAAACAGUUUUUACAUAUUUUAAGUUCCCAAAAAAUCUUAUAAAACAUUUUAAGCAGAAAAUUAAGAGGCAUGAAACACAAAAUGUUUGUUUUAUGAUUCAGAUAGAGCAUACAAUUUUAAACUUUACAAUUCACUUCUGUUAUUAAAUUUGCUUCAUUAUCUUGGUAUCCUUUGAUGAAGGAGCAGCACUGCACUACUGGGAGCUAGCUGAACACAUCAGGUGAGCAAAUGACAAAAGGCAGCCAUCAAUAAACAGCUAGCUCCCAGUAGGGUAUUGCUGCAGCUGCUACAUACAUAUUGUUUCUAAUGCCAAAAGAAGAAAGUAAAUUUGAUAACAGAAAUUAAAGUGUCUUAAUAUUAUAUGUGCUAUCUGAAUCGUACAUGUUUAAUGUUGACUUUCCUGUCUUUAUAAGUGCUCUUAUGUAUUUUUUUCUGUAAAAUGUGUGUUGCAUACACACUUAAGUGAUACUGUACUGUUUAAAGGGACAGUCUAGGCCAAAAUAAACUUUCAUGAUUCAGAUAGAGCAUGUAAUUUUAAACAAUUUUCCAAUUUACUUUUAUCACCAAUUUUGCUUUGUUCUCUUGGUAUUCUUAGUUGAAUCUUAACCUAGGAGGUUCAUAUGCUAAUUUCUUAGACCUUGAAGCCCAACUCUUUCAGAUUGCAUUUUAACAGUUUUUCACCACUAGAGGGUGUUAGUUCACGUAUUUCAUAUAGAUAACACUGUACUCGUGCACGAGAAGUUAUCUGGGAGCAGGCACUGAUUGGCUAGACUGCAAGUCUGUCAAAAGAACUGAAAAAGGGGCAGUUUGCAGAGGCUUAGAUACAAGAUAAUCACAGAGGUUAAAAGUAUAUUAUUAUAACUGUGUUAGUUAUGCAAAACUGGGAAAUGGGUAAUAAAGGGAUUAUCUAUAUUUUAAAACAAUAAAAAUUCUGGUGUAGACUGUCCCUUUAAUGUGUUUCCAAUGAUUUGUUAUAUCAGCUGUAGAGUAUAAAAUGUAAGGAGAUCACUCUUUUUGGUUUAUUUUAUAUAUGAAAUAUCUGCUUUUGCUUAUUGAAAUCACAAUCCAUUCAAAUGGUUUAAGCUUGCAGGAAGAGCAGCCCUCCUUAUCCUAUCUCUUGCUAUAUACACAAAGGCACCCAUCUUAUCUUUCUCUCUGUCUACAAAGGCUAAUAUGUAGAGCGAUUGAAAAAUGAACAUUUUAGUACUCAUAGCUGCAUAUUGUUUGCAUAGCUUUUCUACAGAUGAUACUACAAUAUACAUUUGUUCAGUAUAGGUGGUAGUUUAACUGGCAAAAGCAGCUAUUUCAAAUGACUAAGUCAAGUAGAGGAGCUGUUUGUACACAAUAUAAUACACAGAUAAAAUGGAUCAUUAGGAACACAUUAAUAAAAUAAAAAAUUACAGUGCUACGUCCCCCAAAAAAUUAAUUUCAUCAAUCAGAUAAAAUAUACAAUUUGAAACAAAUUCCCAAUGUACUUCUGUUAUCAAAUUUGCUUCAUUCUCUAGCAAUGCAGUACUGGGAGCUAAACACAUUGGGUGAGCCAAUGACAAGGGGCAUAUAUUUGCAGUCGCCAAUCAGCAGCUACCUCCCAGUAGGAAUUGCUGCUUCUUAGCUUACCUAGGUAGGCUUUUCAUUAAAGAAUACUAAGGGAACAAAGCAACUUAGAUAAUAGAAAUAUAAAAGAAAGUUGUUUAAAAUUGCAUGCUCUAUUUGAAUCAUUUUUGGGUUUCAUGUCCCUUUAAGACACAACAGUGCAUUAAAACACAUAGUUUGCCCUUCCCACCGGUGCUCUGUCUUUGUGGGUUAACAUGAUAGAUUGUUGUGUUUAUGCAAAUAUGUAUAUUACACACGGGAGGUAGGAAUGUAAAUUGUACGAUUCUAUUUUUUGCCUUAAUGAAUUAUAAAAAACGACAGAAGUGCACUCUGUUUAUGUAUAAAACAUUACAAAUAAGGCUACACUGUGUACCAAAGUAUUUAUGUUAUAAUAAACAUCAGCAGGUUAUAUUUUCUGAUUUACAUAGAAAUCUGUAUACACAGUAAAUACAUUUUGAUAUAUUUUUUACUACAGUGUUUUUGUUUUCUAAGAAUUUCUGAUUACUAAAUAUUUUAUGCAAUACAUAGAUCUCUUUGUGACUGGGAAACAAAUUAAAUGCAAUGUAUUAUUGUGAUAACUCAGGAAUAUUGUAUUACAUACUAAUAAAUAUCUGUCAUAAUGGUUUAAAAGCAACAUGGUCACUGAAUAUUCUGUCUUGCUUAAAAAUCGAUUUGUUUAAACCUGUUUUCUUAAUAUCCUGAGUUACUAGUGUGCCUUUUUAUGUUUGGUUUAUAUACUGUAUAUAUAUAUAUAUAUAUAUAUAUAUAUAUAUAUAUAUAUAUAUAUAUAUAUAUUGCAAAAAGAAAAGCAUAGACAAAAAAUGCAAUUAAACCCUGUGAGAUUUUGUUUAAAGAUAUCACACAUGAUAUUGAUGACAUCAGCUCUGACAGCAUGCAUGACAUCAUCUACAACAUAACGAUAUCACAUAUGACAUAUAUAAGUGUGUCCUAUCUUCAGUAGUAGAAGCUUCUAAACUGCCUUGGGUUGGUUUUGCAGCACUAUUGUAGUAUGCAGACUUUUGGAUUUUUAAAGAGAAAACAACACUUUACUAAACCACAACGGAGUAACAUAUAGCCUUAUUUUAGAGUCUCCAGAAAGCUCACUUUUUUGAGCUUUGGAUAUCAUUGAACAAUAUAAGGUGCUGUUAAUUAAAAGAGAAUAUUGUAAAAUUAAAAUGUAAUGAUUUUUUUUUUAACUGGUAAUACGACAGCAUUUUCUGCUUUACCAAAGCAAAUGUUAUAUUAACUUGACCUUUUUAAACAUACUGUAUUACCUUAUGCAGUGUUCAUUCCUGCCUUAUAUUCACAGUUUAAGUACAAUAAAAAAGUGCCUUUUAUGAGAAAGAUCAGGGGUUAAAAAGCUAUUUAAAGGGACACUGAAGACAAUUUUUUUCUUUCUUGGUUCAUAUAGAACAUGUAAUUUUAAGCAACUUUCUAAUUACUUCUAUUAUCAAAUUUUCUUCGUUCUCUAGCUAUCUUUAUUUGAAAAAGAAGGCAUCUAAGCUAAGGAGCCAGCCAAUUGUUGGUUCAGACCAUGGACAGCACUUGUUUAUUGGUGCUGUCCAAUCAGCAAGGACAUCCCAGGUUGUUCACCAAAAAUGGUCCGGAAUCUAAACUUACAUUCUUGCUCAAAUAAAGAUACUAAGAGAAUGAAGAAAAUUUAAUAGUAGGAUUAGAUUAGAAAGUUGCUUAAAAUUGCAUGCUCUAUCUGAAUGACGAAAAACAUUUUUUUUAGGUUCAGUGUUCCUUUAAAUCUAAAGUGACACAAACAGGAAGGUCAUAUAUGUAUACUGCCAAUAUCUAGGUAUGUGUUGCUUAGUAACUAUAAGUUACCAUUCCUACUGAUAAAGUAGGCUCAUUCGGCACAGGGAGAUCUAUUAAAAAAAUUAAUAAUCAAUAGUAAUAAUCAAUAAUUAAUUUUGAAAUGAUUAGUUGUAGAUAAAAGUGAAAAUAUUUAUACAAUGUCCUUUUAAAAACAAUGAAAUAUAUUCUAGUCCUGUGUUGUUAAUAUAUUUUACUACACUUAUGCUUUGCAGAAUUUAUAGUGACCACAAUGUUUUAACCAGUCUACCUCAAAAUUCAAUAAUCCAAUGUUUUUUUUUGUCUUUUUUUAAUAUUAGUAGGGAAAAAUAUAAAUUUAUAGUGUCAUUGUAUCUUGUUACAAUAUACCUCAUGAAAAUGUUGAAAAUCAAAUGCAAUAUGCUUUAAUAAACACUGAUGAAAACAUUUAGAGCCAGAUUAUGGUUUGCAAUAAGCAAUAUAGCUCCCGUGCUAACUUGUGUGCCUAUUACAAGUUGAAAGUAAACGCGUUUGCUUGAGCAUAAACUAAAUUUGCACUUGUCAGUUUAGCGAGAGUGGAGACCUAGCAUAAAGAGUAAGAGUUAAAAAGUGCACCAAACACAACAUAAAUACAUUAUGUUACACUCAUAUAUACACUAUCUGAUAAAUUAUUAUUUGUAUAAAUAUUAAUACAUUUUUUAUAUAAGGAUUUUAAAGCUAUAUGGCAAGGUGUUUGAAUGGACAGGGCUAUAAUUAUAUAUAUAUAUAUAUAUAUAUAUAUAUAUAUAUAUAUCUAAAUAUAUGCAUGCCGAAUGCCGAAGUAAGCAGCGGCUAGUGCCCUUUGGAUAUUUUGCACCUGGAUUAAUUCCUGUAAAAGAUCCCCACACUAAGAUCUAGAUUUGCAGAGAUCUUAGUGCGGGGAUCUUUUAGAGGAAUAUCGCUACGAAAACAUACCGAAGGGCACAAGCUGCUGCUUACUUCCGCAUUCGGAUCCUCACAAAAUAUCAGUAUGCACAUCUCUAAUCUAUGGGGGCGAUUUAUUAACUGACUGACGGACAUGAUCCGCUGUAGCGAUCAUGUCCGCCAGACAUUGAUAAAUACCGACAGCAUACGCAUUGUGCAGUGUCGCCCCCUGCAGAUUCGCGGCCAAUCAAGGGGUGUCAAUCAACCGCUAGCAAGGGGUGUCAACCCGAUCGUAUGAGAUCGGGUGGAUUGAUGUCCGCAGCCUCAGAGGAGGCGUACGAGUUAAGGAGCAGCAGUCUUAAGACCGCUGCUUCUUAACUCCUGUUUCUGGCGAGCCUGAGGGCUUAUGCGGAAACGGGUAUAUGGCCCCAUUUAGGCCGUGAUAAAUCACCCCCUAUGUCUGUAUAUAUUCAUAUAGAUAUAAAGGUAAAGCUAUAUAUUUUAAAAAACAAUAAUUAUAUAAAUAUAUAUUUAAAAAUUAAAAGAAUAUUUUCUUCUGUGUGAAAUAUUUGGAUUUAGCGCUAUAGGUCUAACAUGGCAUUGGGUUAGCACUCAAGUCUAUGGAGAGCUGAAGUUAAAGAAGCUGCGAUAUUCCAAGUCCUAAAGUUAAGAGGCAUCAGAUUUCGCUUGCACGCAAAAAUGUACUUUUAACUUGUAAUACGCAUGCUAACCCGCCCACUUUAAAAGUUUGCUUCCAGUGUUGUUAGCGCGAGAGCAAAACCGCUAUAUAGCACGCCACUUGUAAUCUGGCCCUCAAUCAGUAAUUUGUUGAAUGUAGUGCAAGUGAUACAAUAUCUGCUUUACUAUAAACAGCUGUAAACUGCCUGUGUCUACUUAAGAAGACUGCAAUGCCUUACUAUGCUAGUUAUAGCCCUUCCUGGCUGCUGUGUAAUUAGUCAAUUGCAGCUUUAUGGUUUAAUGUGUAUGGUUACAAUGCUUAUCUACAGUACUGUUAUGCAGAUUGGCUAGUCUUAGACUCGCCUGUCCACUGAUAUGUUCUGUGUUGUCUCCUAACAAUGUGAUGUAAUUAUAGUUUAAUAAAUACUGAAGGAAUAA